Messenger RNA from Pseudoliparis swirei, 3128 nucleotides. RefSeq names its product protein phosphatase 4, regulatory subunit 4 (gene ppp4r4). Gene Ontology annotation, cellular component: cytosol; protein serine/threonine phosphatase complex. Gene Ontology annotation, molecular function: protein phosphatase regulator activity; protein binding. The record is from RefSeq and is a predicted model, not a curated record. The transcript is spliced from 25 exons. The coding region runs from base 176 to 2932 and encodes 918 amino acids. Lineage: Eukaryota; Metazoa; Chordata; Actinopteri; Perciformes; Liparidae.
CCCUCACUAAACAUCUGUUUCAUUCCAGCAGCUCCACGCGCAGAUGGGCUGAACCAAUCAGGACUCGCGAUGCCGAACAGAGGAAUGUCGGCGCUGUUUGAAGUCUGCGUGUGAACCGGCCUGAUCGACAGCUCGUGACGGCUGUUCCCGGUUAGUGACCGCCCCCCUCACCGGGAUGCUCGGCUCUCCCAGCAGCACCCAGUGGGAGACGUUCUCCAGCGGCAGGAUGAGCGCGUGCAGCCCGCUGGAGGAGCUGCACGCGCUGCACGAGCUGCACGAGCUACACGAGCUCGCCUUCAUCGAGAGGCCGGCGCGCAGGAGCCUCAAGACCGCGGAGGAGAUCGACCAGCUGACUGUGGAUGAAGACCUGAAUGACAUUGAGAGGGCCGUCUACCUGCUCAGUGUGGGCCAGGAGGUGCAGCGGGCGAGUGUCAUCAGUAACCUGCCGAGCCUCGUUCGUCAGAGUCCAGCCGAGACUUUCCGUCGGGUGGUACCAAAGGUCCGGGAGGUCCUGAAUGGAGCCGGAUCAGAGAUCCAGCUGGCAGCGGCGGCCUCGUUCCUCACCAUCCUGCAGGACGACAUCAUCCUGAUCCACACCCACACCUUCUCCAUCCUCAAGACCGUCCUGCUGCACCUCAACCACCGAGACACAGCGGUGGGCAACGCGUGGCUGGAGGCCCUGCUGUGGGCCAUCAACGCUCUGCCCAGAGAGACCAUCAAACAGGAGGUGCUGAACCCUCUCCUCUUCCAGUCUCAGCUGUCUCACUCUCUUCAGGCUCGUCUGGCUAGCUGUCGCAUUUUAGGAAAAGUUGCUCACAAGUUCGACACUCACAUGGUGAAGACGGAGCUGCUGCCUCUGGCCCGGUCCUUGUGUCAGGACCGGGCCUUUGAGGUCCGGGGCUGCAUGUGCCGCCAGCUGGAGUCCAUCUCCAGAGCCACGGGGGUGGAGGACACCAGGACGGAGCUGCUUCCUGAGCUGGUGGAGCUGGCCCGGGACGAGGAGAGCAGCGUCCGCCUCGCCGCCUUCGACACCAUCAUCAACCUGAUGGACAUGAUGGGCGCCGAGGACCGGCUGCACGUCGUGGUUCCCAUGGUGAUGUCCGUGUGCGAGGUGUCCUUGCAGGCGGACGCAGGCGCCAUGGCGUCUUUGUCCUUCCAGUUUGGGAAGGUCUGCAGUGGACUGGCAGGCUCCCUGUCAGACGAGGAGAGGGCCCGGCUGCUGCAGAGGUUCAAGGUGCUGUGUGUCGCCGGCUUGCAGACUGAGGGGAGCCCGGCUGAGUCCACGCUGGUCCGCUGUCACUGCUGCUACAACCUGCCGGCCAUGGUGGUGUUUGCCGACUCGGUUCACUUCCUGCCAGAACUCUACCCGUCUUUCUCCAGUCUUUGCUGUGACCCACAAGUCAGCGUUCGACAAAGUGCUGCAGCCAGUUUCCACCAGGUGGUGAAUCUGCUGGGCUCAGACGCCCAACUGGUCUACAAAGAGCUGGUGGCUUUGCUGCAGGAUGAGGCUCUGGAGGUGUUGGACGCUCUGGUGAAUCAUCUGGAGGAAACUCUGGAGGCAGUUCUGUCCAGAGGAGAGAACCUGGUGCUGGACAACAAGUUCCCGGAGCUGCUGUCGGCUCUGCUGCUGGCGGAGCAGAAGGUGGGCCUCUCUCUGCGCUGGCGGCUGCAUGAGAAGCUGCUGCAGCGGUACAGUUGUCUGGCGAGACUGCUGCCUGGGAAACUGCUGCACCAGAACUUCUCCCUUCGCAUCUUCACCAUCCUCACCACUAAUAAGGUGUUGCCGGUUCAGAGAGAGGCUGCUCGGACCUUCUGCACAUUCCUGCGUUACAACCGCAAACAUGAGCAGCGCCAGGAGAUGAUGGAGCGACUGAUCCAAGAUCUGGCUCAGGGGCGGAGCUACUGGAACCGCCUGAGGUUCCUUGAUGUUUGUGAAACGGCCUCUGAGAUUUUCUCCAGGAAAUACUUUAACAAAUACUUCCUGAUCCCUGCGUUGGAGUUGGUCCACGACCCCGUGGCCAACGUCAGGUACAAGCUCUGCCAGUUGUUGCCAAGAUUGCGUUCAUCGCUCCGCCUGCCGGCCGACAAGCAGCUGCUACAGCAGCUCGACUUCUGCGUCCAGAAACUCCUCUGCAGGGAAAAAGACAAGGACGUGGUGGCCAGCAUCCGCAAGACGGUUCUGGAACUGGACAAACUGGACCUUGCAGAGCCUUAUGUUGUGUCUUGGCAGUUUCACAAGAGACAGGAGAGAGAUUUACUGGACCAGAAGAAGGAGAAGGAGGAGAAUCUGCUGCUGGAGAUGCAACAGCUGGAGCGCCAGCAGAGUGAAGGGAAACUGAACGAGAGAAAACGAAGAGACAGUAAAACCAGUCUGUCCAUCUGCGUGUCCUCGCCAGGAGCCACGGCGGCGUCCUCCGGUAAAGAGACGAGGAAGGCCAAACUGUCGAGGAGUCGAUCUCUCAGCAGUCAGCCAACGACCUCCAAAGCUGCCAACUCAGAGCGACCUCUGAAAGUGAAAGAGCCGAGCAGCAUGUCUGGACCUGGAAAACCCCCCAUGUCCUUGAUCAAAGAUGACCCCUUGAGGACUGCCCAUUUCUCUACAGCAACCCAGUCCACCUCCUCCAUGCCAGUCCUGAUCCGCAGCAACACCAUCAGCCUCCUGGAUAGGGCCAGCACACUGGAUCAGAGAGAUCACAUAACCAGUACACUACCCCACAAAACACGUCAAAUGGACCGCAGGAACAAUAUGAUGGAGCAGAGAACAAUGGACCAUAGAACCUCAGCUACUGACCAGAGAGACCACAGGACCAGUACCAUGGACCAGCGCAGUAAAACGAUGGACCGCGGGUGUAGGGUGAAGGAUGGCCAGUCCAGAAAGCUGUCCAUAAACAGGAAGUCGAACUCCUUCAGCGUCCAGUCGGGAAGAGACUGAAGAUGAUGAUGUCAUCGUACCUCCUCCAGGCCAUGAGCCAAUCAGCAGUCAGGGUUCACAAGUUAAAGACAAGUAGCGGCUUACCCAGAAUGCACCAAGACAUCAUCUCUUCCAAACAGAGACAUUAGAGUCUGAUCUGUGUAUUCUCAUGAUCUCAUCCUGUCUCCUGAUUGGUUCAGUAAACACACUUACAGAC